GUAGAUUUCGCCCGCGCUGCACCACCCGGUGAAGUGAGCCUCUGAAGGCUCCGAGCCGUGGGGGUCCGGGCAGGUUUGGCUUCGAGCUCCGGGGGCCGUGGAAUUGGGUCGGAACAGCUCUCCGGAGACGCGGUGCGGUCGGACAAAGCCAACAUGGGGACCACAGCCCCAGGGCCCAUUCACCUGCUGGAGCUAUGUGACCAAAAGCUUAUGGACUUUGUCUGCAACAUAGAUGAUAAAGACAUGCUGUGGCUCCAGGAGAUUGAAGAGGAGGCCAAGCGCAUGUUCACCAGAGAAUUCAGCAAAGAGCCCGAGCUGAUGCCCAAGACUCCUUCUCAGAAGAACCGACAGAAGAAGAGACGUGUUUCUACUGUCCAGGAUGAAAAUAGAGACCCCAUCAGGAAAAGGUUGUCACGCAGAAAGACUCGGAGCAGCCAGCUAAGCACCCGACAACUCCGCAGCAGAGACAAGGUGGAGAAGCUGGCCACAGCAGUGGUGGAGAACGGCUCCCCUGUCCUGCGGCGGAUAACCAGGGCAGCUGCUGCAGCGGCAGUGGCGGCUUCUGUGCCAUCGGCUGCUCCUUUGCCCGCCUCUGAGUCUCCCACAGGACUGACCAAGAAGGCCAUGGUGAAGAUAGGCGUCAGUGACCGCCAGAGCGCAGAGAUGCACCUCACCGAGCUCAUAGCUGCCCUGCCUUUGUCAGAAGCUGGGUCUCCAACCCCAGCUUCUCAGGACAUCUUGAUUUCAGACAAAGAACUAACAUCCAAGAAAUCAGAGGCUGGGAGACUGGAGUCUGUUACAGUGAGCUCCCUGAUGACAACCCCCCAGGACCCUAAGAAUGGAGGGGCUGGGACCGGGCGAUCUGCCUCCAAGCUCAAGAUUGCUCAAGCUUCCCGGGACUCCACUGGCUCUCCGCAUUGUCUGCCAGACCGAGUGUUGGCCCCCAUCCUGCCAGAUAACUGCUCCACGGCCAACGGCUCCCGCAGGAGCACGCGGUCAUCGCGGCGUAGCCUGAUCCCUGCAGGGUCCCAAGUCUCGCUGGCCCAAAAGUACUCCCUGGCCCACAAGUACUCCCUGGUGGCCAAACAGGACCAAACCAGCCGCAGAUCAAGCAAAAGGCUUGCCAAGAAGGCCACCAAAGAGCCAGCUGCCUCUGCCCGCAUCAUCUGUCACAGUUACUUGGAGAGGCUCCUGAAUGUUGAGGUACCCCAGAAAGCUGGUCCUGAGCAGAAUCCCAGCAAGGAGGCUGAACCCAUAGAGGCAGCUGAGACCGAGGUCUCCAAGAAUGAUGAGAGCAUGUCGUGUACCAUCAGUACACCCAACGCGAAGCCUGUGGCAGGUGGGCAAGAAACGUCGCCUGAACAGCAGCAGAAGUCCAGGACUGACUCAGCAGAUGAACACAGAGAACCGCCCCAGAGCGUCAGGAGGAAACGUAGCUACAAGCAGGCGGUAAGUGAGCUGGAUGAGGAGAAUUUCCAGGAAGACGAGGAGUUGCAGCCCCCCAGGACCAAGACCCCUUCUCCACCCUGUCCAGCCAACAAGGUGGUGCGGCCCCUCCGGACCUUCUUGCAUACAGUACAGAAGAACCAGUUGCUCAUGACCCCUACCUCGGCCUCACGUAGCACCAUCAUGAAAUCCUUCAUUAAGCGCAACACUCCUCUGCACAUGGACCCCAAGUGCAGCUUUGUCGAGAAGGAGCGGCAGCGCCUGGAGAACCUUCGGCGGAAGGAGGUGGCAGAGCAGCUGCGCAGGCAGAAGGUGGAGGAGGACAAGCGACGGCGGCUGGAGGAAGUGAAGCUGAAGCGGGAAGAGCGCCUCCGCAAGGUGCUGCAGGCCCGAGAGCGGGUGCAACAGAUGAAGGAGGAGAAGAAGAAGCAGAUUGAGCAGAAGUUCGCUCAGCUCGAUGAGAAGACUGAGAAGGCCAAAGAGGAGCGGCUAGCAGAGGAGAAGGCCAAGAAGAAGGCUGCGGCCAAGAGGAUGGAAGAGAUGGAGGCCCGCAGGAAACAGGAGGAGGAGGCGCGCAGGCUCAAGUGGCUCCAACAGGAGGAGGAGGAGCGGCGCCACCAAGAGCUGCUGCAGAAGAAGAAGGAGGAGGAGGAGCAGGAGCGGCUACACAAGGCCGCCGAGGCCAGGCGGCUGGCAGAGCAGCGGGAGCGAGAAAGGCAGCAGGCCGAGCAGGAGCGACGGCGCCUGGAGCAAGAGCGGCUCCAGGCCGAGAGGGAGAAGGAGAAGGCCCUGCGGCUACAGAAGGAGCGGCUGCAGAAGGAACUGGAGGAGAAGAAGAAGCAGGAGGAGGCGCAGCGUCUGGUUGAGCAGCGGCUGCAGGAGGAGCAGAAGAAAGCCAAGGAGGAGGCUAGGGCUGGCAGAAAUCUGAAUGUGACCGUGGAUGUGCAGUCUCCAGUUUGUACCUCAUAUCCAAUGACUCCCCAAGGGCCUAAAAGCCACCCCAAAGUGAACUCAGAUAACUAUGGGAUGGAUCUGAAUAGUGAUGACUCCACUGAUGAUGAGGCCCAUCCCCGGAAGCCCAUCCCCUCCUGGGCCAGAGGCACCCAGCUCAGCCAGGCCAUCGUCCACCAGUACUAUCACCCCCCGAACCUUGCUGAGCUCUUCGGAACCAUUCUCCCCUUGGACCUGGAGGACAUCUUCAAGAAGAACAAGCCCCGCUACCACAAGCGCACCAGCUCUGCCGUCUGGAACUCGCCGCCCUUGCAGGGUCCCCGGGCCCCUAGCAGCCUGGCCUACAGCCUGAAGUACUGAGACGCGCACGCACUCAGCCCUCGUGGCAGCCUCAGGACCUGUCUGUGGCUGUCUGUCUGUCUGUUGUCUGUGUUUGGCCGGUGCCUUCCCACCUGCUCUGCUGCUGCUGAGGGCCCCGUCCAGUGGCCGUCACUGUCCUCUGGGGCAGGGUUGUGUCCUGCCUGGGGAAAGGUGGCCGCAGGCCCAUCGGGAGGAUGGGCUUGGGAGUGGUUCAAGAACUAGGAGCAGCCCCCACCAGUCCUCUGCAGCACUGUGUAUAUAGAUUCUUCUACUUCCUGUUGGAUUUUAGUUUCUAGUGUCUGAGAGGUAGAUUAAUAAAGUAUAUUCCUUGA
Molecule: messenger RNA, 3089 nt
Organism: Perognathus longimembris pacificus (Pacific pocket mouse)
Lineage: Eukaryota; Metazoa; Chordata; Mammalia; Rodentia; Heteromyidae
Gene: Incenp
Product: inner centromere protein
Exons: 19
Coding region: 154-2757 (867 amino acids)
Biological process (GO): positive regulation of protein serine/threonine kinase activity; metaphase chromosome alignment; meiotic spindle midzone assembly
Cellular component (GO): nucleus; meiotic spindle midzone; kinetochore
Molecular function (GO): protein serine/threonine kinase activator activity
Source: RefSeq, a predicted model, not a curated record